AUGGUCGUAUUCGUGCUUCCCUUUUGUUCUGUACAAGCAGAAGCAUCGGGCGCUGGGGGAUGUUCUAAUCAAACAGUUGAGGGCUUAACGGCAAAACUUCAGUUGUCAUCCUAAGGACCAUGACUGCACCACCCAUCCCUUGCCCUACAUUCCUUUCGUCACCGAAACCCUAGAUCGUCGAAACCAUUAUCUAUCGGCGUCUCGUAGUGUUUCUUCUUCUUCCUUUUCUUGUUUGUUGUCUAAGACAGAGAGUCCAGAUCCUUUGCUCCAAGGAAAUCUUCUUCCAGCCAUGUCUCAGGUGGAUAACAGAAAUUCUUCAUCAAGCAAGCGUGCUCGAACUGAUGGUAGUCGUCGGGAAGAUGAUUGGACAUGUCCAAGUUGUGGUAAUGUCAAUUUUUCAUUUAGGACGACCUGCAAUAUGCGUAAUUGUACUCAAUCCAGGCCAGCUGAUCAUAAUUCGAAAUCUGCUACGAAGCCACUUCAAGCCCCUCAAAGUUACAACUCAUCAGCAGCCUAUCUAGGUUCAGGUGCACCUUCUUCUAUGUACCUGGGAGUUCCACCAUAUGGCUCUUCACUGUUUAGUGGAACAUCUCUUCCUCCCUAUGAUCUUCCAUUCUCUGGGGGGUCUGGAUAUCAUUAUGACUAUGGCAGCCGCCUCUCAGUUGGCAGCCCUUAUGGGCCACUGCAUUUGUCUGGACCGCCACCAUAUUCUAGUGGAUCUAUGCUGGGAACUGGUGGGAUGUACGGUAUGGCCCCUCUAAUGGACCGAUAUGGCUUGGGUUUGCCCAUGGGUCACACUGCUAUGGGGGCAAGGCCAGGAGUUUUUCCAGAUGAGAAUCCUCAGAAGCUGCCUGCAGAUACAACACGUGAUAGUGACUGGACGUGCCCCAAAUGUGGGAAUGUUAACUUUUCAUUUAGAACAGUCUGCAACAUGAGGAAGUGCAAUACCCCAAGACCUGGGACGCAGGCUGCUAAAUCUGAGAAAAAUUCUAAACAAAAGAUGCCCGAGGGUAGCUGGAAGUGUGAGAAAUGUAACAAUAUAAAUUAUCCAUUUAGGACCAAGUGCAAUAGACAGAAUUGUGGGGCAGAAAAACCAUCUGAAACAAACAAGUCCCCUUCACCAUCAUCAUCAGAAGAUGAACAGUGAGUACUAGUACACUUUUGAGGGUUGAGAAGGUCCAGAGUCUUCGUCCGGCUUGCUCAAUAUGGGUGUCUGAAAGUCAGUCUUGUCAUCGUCAUGUUGCAGCGGUUGUCAAGUUACUCUGCCUUACCAGUUAUCAUGAUCAGUGUCAAGUUGUUGUAUUUGCAGCAACCCCAUGUUUACUGGUUUACUACUGGGUAAUGUCAUUUGUGGUCGUUAUUUUUGUUUAUCACCUUUUCCUCAAAACAUGUCAUGUAUCGACUAGGUCGACUGGUGUCAUCUUUUACGAGUUGGUUUUCAUUAUUUAUUUGAAGGUAGGCCCCCUAUACUUUUUGGACAUGAGCUUUUGUCUAUCUAGUGGGUAUGUUAUGUACA
Messenger RNA from Nelumbo nucifera (sacred lotus), 1516 nucleotides. RefSeq names its product ranBP2-type zinc finger protein At1g67325-like. Lineage: Eukaryota; Viridiplantae; Streptophyta; Magnoliopsida; Proteales; Nelumbonaceae. The record is from RefSeq and is a predicted model, not a curated record.